This is a messenger RNA of Protobothrops mucrosquamatus (brown spotted pit viper), 1222 nucleotides long. Its product is annotated as zinc finger protein GLIS3. The annotation marks the transcript as partial. Gene Ontology annotation, cellular component: nucleus. The record is from RefSeq and is a predicted model, not a curated record. NCBI's taxonomy places the organism in Eukaryota, Metazoa, Chordata, Lepidosauria, Squamata, Viperidae. Gene Ontology annotation, biological process: regulation of transcription by RNA polymerase II. The transcript is spliced from 7 exons. Gene Ontology annotation, molecular function: DNA-binding transcription factor activity, RNA polymerase II-specific; RNA polymerase II cis-regulatory region sequence-specific DNA binding.
UUCGAAGGCUGCAAGAAGGCCUUUUCUAGACUAGAAAAUCUGAAGAUUCACUUAAGGAGCCACACUGGAGAAAAACCUUACCUUUGCCAGCACCAAGGCUGUCAUAAAGCAUUCAGUAAUUCCAGCGACCGAGCCAAGCACCAGAGGACGCACCUGGACACUAAACCUUAUGCUUGUCAGAUUCCUGGCUGCACCAAACGAUACACAGAUCCAAGUUCUCUAAGAAAACAUGUAAAGGCCCAUUCUUCUAAAGAUUUGCAGGCCAGAAAAAAGUUGCGUGCCACUACAGAACUUGAUCAAGACAUUCUCAAUGACUGCCUGACUAUCCAGGCUAUUCAGGUCCCUUCAUCUCCCCAUGAUGUUUCUGCCAGCACUGUCCAACAAUCACCGGGACAUGUCCAUGACCUUUACUCAGCUACCAUGUUCUCCAGCACUCCUUCAAAUCAAAGUGGAACUGCUGUGGGCAAUGAACCUGCCUCACAUGCCGUGAGCCUCCCUUCGCCAAGGCCCAGCAUUCACGAGAGCCCCCGCAACCCAUCCACAGGGGACCCAGGAACAGAGAGCCAUGGGAGAAUUCCUCCUCCCCUUCCUUUCAUGCAGAAAAGAACAUCACAGCCUUCAACAACCCAGCAAUUUGGAGAAGUGCAUUUGAAGACGAAUGGUUCGCUGAGCAAUCCUUCUUUCCAGCCAAACAGCAUCCAAAUCCAAGGUGUUUAUGGGCAACUACAAACUUUCUGCUCCCCUCAUUAUACUGACAAUCAGAGAAAUAUACAACACAUUGGAACAUGUAACAUGGUCCCUCCUUUUGAAGAUUGUUUGGUACCUACAUCUAUGGGUCAGGCGGGUUUUGAUGUUUUCCAUAAAGCAUUUUCAGCACAUUCUGGUAUUACAGUUUAUGAUUUUCCAAUGGCCUUUGGUGACUCACUGCGCAGUGGGGUGGAAGAUGCAAGUUUCCUCCAUAUAAAUGCUGUGGAUCGUUGUCCUAGUCAACUGUCUUCACUUUAUAUGGAAGGCUGAGGAAGCACAGACUACAUAUCAUCUCAACCAUUCAGCCUACUAAAGAUCAUCUUCUGUUGGUCAGCACAACAGCUUGCUCAAGAAAUAAAGAAAACAUCACCAGAAAGAUCCCAACUUCACAGCUGCAGCUAAUAUAAGAUGUUGCAAGAUGUUGGUUGACGUGUAUUUGCCAAAUGUGAGCAAUUGCUCUUUAAUUUGGCCUUUU